Molecule: messenger RNA, 1767 nt
Organism: Ochotona curzoniae (black-lipped pika)
Lineage: Eukaryota; Metazoa; Chordata; Mammalia; Lagomorpha; Ochotonidae
Gene: ST6GALNAC1
Product: ST6 N-acetylgalactosaminide alpha-2,6-sialyltransferase 1
Exons: 9
Coding region: 1-1767 (588 amino acids)
Molecular function (GO): alpha-N-acetylgalactosaminide alpha-2,6-sialyltransferase activity
Source: RefSeq, a predicted model, not a curated record
AUGCUGUCCUGUGUGCGGAAGCUCGGGCGCCCGGGCCCGGGACUCCGGUGGCCCCUGGCCUUGGCCAUGCUCAUCUUCUUCCUCUUGUACUUGUCUUUUCUGAAGGAACCCAGCACGAAGCCUUCCAGGUAUCAAUACCAACCGGACAUUAAAGAGAGGGCUCCAGAGUUUCCAGAAAAUGCCAUGGUACAGGCACCCACCAGACUGCGGGUAGAGAUGAUGCCAGUGGACAAUGCCACAGACACACGGCGCAUGGCUGGAGACAGCGUGAGGACAGAGGCUGUCACAGUAUCCCCACGCAAAUGGGGCCCUGGGCCCAGUCCAGCAGACACAGCAGAAGCAAAGAGCCAGGAGAAAGAGAAAAGCCAGAAGGUUGGCCCGUCACCACAAAGUCAGGACGCGGGAAAGGCCUCCAACAGGACAGAGGCUGCGCCGCACAGGGGUCAGGACACGGGGACGGCCAAGGGGGACAGAGACCCCAGGCAACAGUCCACAACCUCCAGGCCGACCCCAGUGAAGCCCCAGGGCAGACUAGGAACCACAGCCAAGAGACUUGCACCAGCAAGUCAGGGCAAACCAGCUGGUGUGGCCACUGCAGUGCCAGCCAAGACAGAAAAGAAUGGAAGACCCAUGACCGCUGUGGCCCCCAAGGAGGAGAAGGCCCCGGUGACCCCAGCCCCCAGCUCUUCCCGGGGCCCCAGCACCCAGAGAAGCCCAGAGCUAAAGGCUGCCAACUUCAAGUCUGAGCCUCGGUGGGAGUUUGAGGAAAAAUACAGUAUGGACGUGGGGGGCCUCAAGACGACCUGCCCUGACUCAAUUAAGGUCAAAGCUUCCCAGUCGCCAUGGCUGCACAGUCUCUUCCUGCCCAACCUCACCCUCUUCCUGGACUCGCGGCACUUCAACCAGAGCGAGUGGGAGCGCUUGGAGCACUUCGGCCCGCCCUUCGGCUUCAUGGAGCUCAACCACUCCCUGGUACAGAAGGUGGUGACUCACUUCCCCCCAGUGCCCCAACAGCAGUUGCUCCUGGCCAGUAAGCCCUCGGGGAGCGCCCCGUGCAUCACAUGCGCUGUGGUCGGCAACGGGGGCAUCAUGAACAACUCGCGGAUGGGCCAGGAAAUUGACAGCCACGACUACGUGUUCCGACUGAGUGGGGCUGUCAUCCAAGGCUACGAACAGGACGUGGGGACGCGCACCUCAUUCUACGGCUUCACGGCCUUCUCCUUGACCCAAUCCCUCCUCAUCCUGGGCGGACGGGGCUUCCGGAACGUGCCUGUGGGGAAGGACAUCCGCUACCUGCACUUCCUGGAAGGCACACGGGACUUUGAAUGGCUGGAAGCUCUGCUGCAAAAUAAGACCCUGGACAGAAAGAACCUUUCCUGGUUCAGACGCAGGCCCCAGGAAGCUUUCAAGGAGGCCUUGCAACUGGACAGGUACCUGCUGCUGCACCCAGACUUCCUGCGGUACAUGAAGAACAGGUUCCUGAGGUCUAAGACCUUGGACACCGCCCGCUGGAGGAUAUACCGCCCCACCACGGGGGCCCUGCUGCUGCUCACUGCCCUGCACCUCUGUGACAAGGUGAGUGCCUACGGCUUCAUCACGGAGGGACACGAGCGCUUCUCCGACCACUACUAUGACAAGACCUGGAAGAAACUGGUUUUCUACAUAAACCAUGACUUCCAGUUGGAGAGGGAGGUCUGGAAACGGCUCCACACCGAAGGCAUCAUCCGGCUCUUCCAGCGCCCCGACAAGGUCAAAGCCAAGAGCUGA